This is a messenger RNA of Monoraphidium neglectum, 576 nucleotides long. RefSeq lists its product as hypothetical. The coding region runs from base 1 to 576 and encodes 191 amino acids. Gene Ontology annotation, cellular component: cytoplasm. The transcript has 6 exons. Lineage: Eukaryota; Viridiplantae; Chlorophyta; Chlorophyceae; Sphaeropleales; Selenastraceae. The record is from RefSeq and is a predicted model, not a curated record.
AUGCCCAAGCGCGCCUUGGGCAAGCAGGGCCUGGAGGUCUCCGCCCUGGGCCUGGGCUGCAUGGGGCUGUCGGCCUUCUACGGCGCCCCCACAGAGGAGGGCGCGGCGCUGGCCGUCAUCCACCGCGCGCUGGAGCUGGGGGUGACGCUGCUGGAUACAAGUGAUAUCUACGGCCCCUUCACAAACGAGGAGCUGGUGGGCCGCGCAAUCAAGGGGCGGCGAGAGCAGUACACGAUCGCCACAAAGUGUGGCAUCGUAUUCGGGCCCGGCGGCCCUUCCUUCGACGGCAGCCGCGCCCACGUGCGCGCCGCGUGCGAGGCGUCCCUAAAGCGCCUGGGCAUCGACACCAUCGACCUUUACUACCUGCACAGGGUGGACCCCAACACCCCGGUUGCUGAGACGUUUGCAGAGAUGAAGGCCCUGCAGGCGGAGGGCAAGGUGCGCCACGUGGGCAUCAGCGAGGCGUCACCCGAUGACAUAUGCGCGGCCCACGCGGUGACGCCCCUCAGCGCGGUGCAGCUGGAGUGGUCCCUCUGGACCCGCGACGUGGAGGUGCGCUGCUCUGAACGUUCAUGA